AUGUCAUCUUCUUCAUCUUCUGAAGAAUUUCAGACUAUUUUUGAUACCGCUAUUGCGUGUGUUCAAAUGGCGGAACAAACAUACAACGUUGUAUGUAACAACGCAGCUGCAAGUUCUCAACAGAGAACACGAAAAUAUAUUUACACAAAUCGUGAAGAAGCCAACCAACGUUUGGUGCAAGACUAUUUUGCAGAGAAUGUCACUUACCAAGUGUAUUAUUUUUGUAGGCGCUUCAGAAUGUUCAAAGAUUUGUUCGAAUAUAUAGUUGAAGAUGUAACGAGGGAGUGCAGUUUUUUCCAACAACGCUACGAUGCUAGAGGUACACUCGGUUUCACUCCCUUACAAAAAUGCACGGCCGCACUUCGUCAGUUAGCAUAUGGCAUUCCGCCUGAUGCGUUAGACGAAAGUUUUAGGAUGUCUAUGAUUCAGUUUUAUGGUCCAAAAUAUUUACGUAAGCCUACACGUAAUGACAUCCUACAAUUGCAAGCUCAUCAUGCUAGUGUGCAUGGGUUUCCUGGAAUGCUAGGAAGCUUAGAUUGUCUCCAUUGGGCAUGGGAAAAUUGCCCUACAACAUAUCAUGGGCAAUUUACCUGA
This is a messenger RNA of Lactuca sativa (garden lettuce), 594 nucleotides long. RefSeq lists its product as uncharacterized. The record is from RefSeq and is a predicted model, not a curated record. NCBI's taxonomy places the organism in Eukaryota, Viridiplantae, Streptophyta, Magnoliopsida, Asterales, Asteraceae.